GGAGCCGCUAUGAGGGUGGUGUGGGUGAGUGAUAGAGUGUGCGUGAGUGAUGGAGUGUGUGUGAGUGAUGGAGUGUGUGUGAGUGAUAGAGUGUGCGUGAGUGAUAGAGUGUGCGUGAGUGAUAGAGUGUGCGUGAGUGAUAGAAUGUGCAUGAGUGUUAGAGUGUGCGUGAAAACUGGAGCACAGACGUUAAAUGCACGCUCGUACGCAGUUCUUCCUCUCUACCGAGGGGGUCUGUAG
Messenger RNA from Closterium sp. Naga37s-1, 240 nucleotides. The record is from the annotation of a GenBank genome assembly. Lineage: Eukaryota; Viridiplantae; Streptophyta; Zygnematophyceae; Desmidiales; Closteriaceae.